Molecule: messenger RNA, 773 nt
Organism: Drosophila novamexicana
Lineage: Eukaryota; Metazoa; Arthropoda; Insecta; Diptera; Drosophilidae
Gene: ND-B14.5AL
Product: NADH dehydrogenase [ubiquinone] 1 alpha subcomplex subunit 7
Exons: 1
Coding region: 145-648 (167 amino acids)
Biological process (GO): mitochondrial electron transport, NADH to ubiquinone; ATP synthesis coupled electron transport
Cellular component (GO): mitochondrial inner membrane
Source: RefSeq, a predicted model, not a curated record
UUUUGAGGUUCUGGGGUUACAAUAAACAAAAAUUUCGCCGAACCAUUAAUUUUUAGAUUGAUUGUAAAUCUUUUAGUCGUAGUCCACACCUAUUUCAAGAAAACAUUUUAUAUAUUUAAGUUAAACAUUAUCUUUUAUUUGGAUAUGCCUAAUCACCGUGAAAUUUCGCCCUUUUUAAAACUCGUGCGCGACUUUCUUUUGGGCCGUAAACAUGUUACUCACCAUCGCUACGCGGACACUGUUAGUCCUCGUAGCCAGGCAAACCCCGACAUUCCUGCAGGCGCUUUAGCUCGACUAUUCGGAAAUCAAUACUAUCUAAGGGAUGCACGCCGUCAGAUGAGGCCACCCAUUGAUUUAGUUCAGCAAAAGAUAGACGAAAUCGCAGCUAUUGCAGCCGCCGAAGCCGCUAAAGAAGCGGCAGCUGCCGAAGCGGCUGCCAAAGAAGCAGAAGCUGCAAAGAAAGCUCCUCAGGCUGGAUCGACUCCAAGACCUGCUCCGACGCCAGCGGGUCCAGCGGGGCCUGCCAAGGCUGCUCCGCCAAGUCAGCCUAAGAAACCAGAAACGAAGUCUGACAAAGAAAGCAAAGAUGGGCGGCAAAAACCAAAAAAUAAAAUUCCCACUCCGGGAAAGUUGCACCAAUGGGACUAGCACCACAGUCCACAGCGAUCAAACCUCUAAAUUAAAAGGUUCAGUCUACAAAUGAAUCAAAAUAUGUAUUUAAAAUCUGGGCGUGUUCCCAUAUUAAAGUCUACGGGUCUCAGUCACUCGCUUUU